This is a messenger RNA of Penicillium taxi, 1059 nucleotides long. RefSeq lists its product as uncharacterized. The coding region runs from base 1 to 1059 and encodes 352 amino acids. NCBI's taxonomy places the organism in Eukaryota, Fungi, Ascomycota, Eurotiomycetes, Eurotiales, Aspergillaceae. The transcript has a single exon. The record is from RefSeq and is a predicted model, not a curated record.
AUGGUUGUCAGCUUCUUCACACUUCCAGUUAUUACAUCUUCAUUUCUGGUUUUCACUCCAUCAAAGCCCAACACACCAGCUACUGGAAACUCCCGACGAAACUCAGCGCAUGCCCAGACUCAACCAGUAAGAGGGAACGACCUGUUAGCAUCAUGGGGUAUCAAUGGACAUCACGAUGAUAAAAAGAGGAAGAAGAAGAUUUAUGCACGCAGCAUGGUUGAAGCGCACGAUCUUCCUGUCAGCGUCAAUGAGAGGAGGGAUUUUGAAGGCGUAGGCGGCUGGCGCCCAUAUACCAACGCUUCUAGACCAGAACUCCGUGGGACCAAAUCUCUACGUGGUAGAGAUUCGCGCUCUACAUCGACAUCGUCGGUCUAUAGCACCAAUAUUGAUGAUGACGACCAUGCUUGGUUGUCCUUGAACCAGCGUCUGGAACUACCCUCUCAAGUAGUGACCAUCGGCGGCUCUAAUAAUCCAGAAAAUGUGGAAUCUCUUCACAACUUCAGAUUUCAUGAUCUGACCCCCACGUCUUCGCAUGUCUAUCAUACCCAGACUCCUCAUAAACAUCACCACCGUUCUCAUACUACCUCUUCUCUCAACACCAACAACCAGGGUACUAGUCCCAGUCUCUCUAUCGCUGUAUCAAAUAGACCGGAUUGCAAAGGUCUAAGUCACCCGACAUCACCGGUGGCUUUUCGCGCUCCGUUCAUAACUCCACAGCCGCAAUCACAAGCCCAAACUCGUCCACAUGCACAGAAUUUGUGUCCAUCCCAGUAUAAUUCACAUAUGAGUUGCUCUUUAGAUGGAGUGAGCUCAAGCUUUGGCAAUGGCAGUAACAGUGGAUACUUUGCUCACCCUGAUUCUGCUCUGUUUGCAGUAGAAAGCCCUAGUUCAAGCCCGUGCACAACACCAGACACGGCUACAUCUAACGAAGACCGUGAUGCGUCGCCUCUGCAGAUAACACGCCUGAUGGCUCAUUACUUUACUAGUGUGCGGAGUCGACGAAGCAGUAUUUCUGGGCCGCAUUACAAAGAUGUUGACAAUCAUGAGCGGACUAGAUAA